AUGGCAGUGUCACUGUCUGUUACCCUCUGCCUAAGCGAGGGCAUCUCGCUCGUAGUCUGCACAUUAGCGAUAGCGGUUUUGGUUGCAGCUCUGAGGCUCCCUGGUCAUGUCAGCUUCUCUCAGACAGACACUCAGCGGCAGUGGUGGUGGCUGCCUCCUCUCUCACUCACCUUGCACAGUGGCAGUGACUGCAUUGAUGGCUGCCCUUCUGGUCAGGAGAGCCACUCGCUCAGCUUCCAUAGUGGCAGUGGCGGCAUUGAGAGCUGCCCUCCUUGUCAGAUGAGCGUCUCACUCAGCUUCCAUAGUGGCAACGGUGGCAUUGAUGGCUGCCCCUAUGGUCACAUGAGCCUCUCACUCAGCUUGCACAGUGGCGGUGGCGGCAUUGAUGGCUGCCCUUCUGUUCAGGUGAGCCUCUCACUCAGCUUCCAUAGUGGCAGUGGCGGCAUUGAUGGCUGCCCUUCAGGUCAGGUGAGCCUCUCGCUCAGCUUACACAGUGGCAGUGGCGCCAUUGAUGGCUGCCCUACUGGUCAGGUGAGCCUCUCACUCAUCUUGCACAGUGGCAGUAGUGGCAUUGAUGGUUGCCCGUCUCGCCUGAUGAGCCUCUCACUCAGCUUGCACAGUGGCAGUGGCAGCAUCGAUGGCUGCCCCUCUGAUCAUAAGAGCAUCUUGCUCAGCUUGCACAGUGGCAGUCACGGCAUUGAUGUCUGCCCUUCUGUUCAGCUGACCUCUGGUCAGUUGAGCCUCUCAUUCAGCUUACUCAGUGGCAGUGGCAGCGAUUAUGGCUGCUCUUCCGGUCAGAUGAGCCUCUCAUUCAGCUUGCACAGUGGCAGUGACGGCGUUGAUGGUAGUGCUUGUGGUCAGGUGAGCUUCUUGUUCAGCUUGCGUAGUAGCAAUGGUGUAAUUGAUGUCCGCCCUUCUGGUCAGAUGACCCUCUGGCUCAGCUUGCAUAGUGGUAGUGAUGGCAUUGAUGGACGCCCUUCAGGACAGAUGAGCCUCUUGCACAACUUGCACAUUGGCAGUGGUGGCAUUGAUGGCUGUCCUUCUUGUCAAGUGAGCCUCUCGCUCAUCUUGCACAGUGGUAGUAGUGGCAUUGAUGGUUGCCCCUCUCGCCUGGUGAGCCUCUCACUCAGUUUGCACAGUGGCAGUGGCGGCAUUGAGAGCUGCCCUUGUGGUCAGGUGAGCUUCUUGUUCAGCUUGCAUAGUAGCAGUGGUGUCAUUGAGGCCGCCUUUCUGGUCAGGUGA
Molecule: messenger RNA, 1242 nt
Organism: Schistocerca piceifrons (Central American locust)
Lineage: Eukaryota; Metazoa; Arthropoda; Insecta; Orthoptera; Acrididae
Product: aggrecan core protein-like
Exons: 3
Coding region: 1-1242 (413 amino acids)
Source: RefSeq, a predicted model, not a curated record